Molecule: messenger RNA, 990 nt
Organism: Exophiala viscosa
Lineage: Eukaryota; Fungi; Ascomycota; Eurotiomycetes; Chaetothyriales; Herpotrichiellaceae
Product: Rix1 complex component
Exons: 2
Coding region: 1-990 (329 amino acids)
Biological process (GO): rRNA processing
Cellular component (GO): nucleus
Source: RefSeq, a predicted model, not a curated record
AUGGGCUCCAGUGCGAAGAAAAAGAAAGAGAAAAAGAAAGACUUUCAGAAACAGAAAUUGAAGGUCGGCAAGGCCAGGCCAAAGGCUGAGAACCAUACCGACACCAGCUUCCGGUCAAAAGCCAUCACAUUAAGCCAGCAGCUCGAUAUCAAUGCGCCAUCCCAGACCUCGGUUUUCGUUCAUCAAGUCUCACUUCUCAAUUCUCGGUCUGAUACCUCGCGGAAGGACGCUCUCGGUUAUUUGAGCACUUAUGUCGCCGCACUCACGCCCGGAAGGAACUUGCCAGUCACCACCAGCUCCUUCCUCAACAGCCUUUGUCCUCUGAUACUCGACGGCUCCGCAGGAGUUCGCAAUCAACUACUCAGGCUGUUCCAGACACUUCCACCGGAGGAGAUUCGAGACAAUGUCGCCAAAAUCCUGCCCUAUAUGCGUGCUGGAAUGACUCACCUGUCUCGAGAAAUCCGGCUUACAGCGAUAGACUUCUUAUCCCAUCUCAUCCAAGUUGCGGGUGCCGAGCUGGUGUCUUGCGCUGGGGGAUGGUAUCAGACAUUGGAAUGCUUUACGACAGUCCUGGGCUGGAGAUCAACAGAUUCCAGCAAGUGGGCAGCUAACAAGGCUUCCUUUGCAGGAGAUGUCAAAUCCACUGCGCGCAUAAUGCAAGUCCUUGCAGAAUUUGUGGAAGCCGGCCUAGCCCCCACUGAUCUCUCGACAAGAGUGAAUACUCUGGCCCAGGACUUUCCCCUUUGGCAGACCGAUGCUUUUGCAAUCCCAACCAAGUCAAAUGCUUACGCCUACCUGAACCUUUUCGGGACCCCACAGGACGAUGAAAAGCAGAUGCUGGACGACCGAGAAGACAGGCUUCGAGUCUACGUCAGCCACUUUCAGGCACUUCUUUUGGCAGGCAUCGACGCAACCAAGAAGGAAGGUGGUGAGCUUGGACGAGCUUCGAGCUUCCUGGCCAAAGCACUUGUUCGGACGCAACAGACGUGA